Molecule: messenger RNA, 195 nt
Organism: Hydatigera taeniaeformis
Lineage: Eukaryota; Metazoa; Platyhelminthes; Cestoda; Cyclophyllidea; Taeniidae
Source: the annotation of a GenBank genome assembly
ACUACAUCAUGCGAUGAGGUGGUGACACUCAGAAGUUUGAUGAAAGGCGCAGAAGCGCAUCCACACGUAGAUGCCAUGCAAACAGUGAGGCACUUAAUGGCGUGGAUAAGACAUAGCAAGGAGGAGGCCAGUGAAGAACCACCACCACCACCACCACCACCACCACCACCACCACCACCACCACCACCACCAUAA